Molecule: messenger RNA, 954 nt
Organism: Penicillium taxi
Lineage: Eukaryota; Fungi; Ascomycota; Eurotiomycetes; Eurotiales; Aspergillaceae
Product: glycoside hydrolase family 16 protein
Exons: 1
Coding region: 1-954 (317 amino acids)
Biological process (GO): carbohydrate metabolic process
Molecular function (GO): hydrolase activity, hydrolyzing O-glycosyl compounds
Source: RefSeq, a predicted model, not a curated record
AUGACAUUCAGACAGACGCUACAGGGCCUGAUCGACAAGGCAGACAAGGCAUGGGAGGAAAGAAGCCAUCACGCCCCUCCGCCGGUACCGUCGUAUAACAAGCCUCCCCCACCGCCAAUUCCAACCUCUAGCAAACCCCCACCAGCUUAUCAGGAACAGCACUCGCGACCCCAGAUCUACUGGCAGCCCAAUUUACAUCCCGAAGCGCCGGUUUCCACCAACUUUUACCACGAGCAGGGCCAACAUGGAUGGGGAAACAAUGAGUCGCAGAAUUACACCGACAGUCCGCAAAACUCAUUCCAUACACCCCAGGGCGAUGCGGUGAUCGUGCGCGCUCUAAUUAACCACGGGCAUCCAGAUCCCACCCAGAAGUUCACCAGCGCCAGGCUGUCGAGUCACCAGACCCUCGGCAGACCACGGGGCUGUCUGUCAGCCAGAAUUACAGCGCCGGUAGCCCGAGGCAUCUGGCCCGCUUUUUGGCUGCUGCCUAAAGACCCCUUCAAGUGGCCUGACGAUGGUGAAGUCGACAUUAUGGAGGCGUGGAACGGCGACGCCGUUAAUCACACUUGUCUGCAUUGGGGCCACUUCAACGGCCAGGACUGGAACAAGCAUCGCGUCCUCGAAACCCCCAUCCCCAUGAUCAGCUCGCCGGCGGGGGUGAGGUAUGAUUUUAUCUGGGACGAAGACGAAACAACGGGCAAGGGGCGUUUGGUCUGGUUGAUUGACGGCAAGCCCAUCAUGAGGGCUGAAAAGCCGCCUGGAACGAGGAAGAUGACUGAGUUCAGAAUACUCAUCAACAUUGCUGUUGGAGGAAAUGUCUGUCAGGGAAAUAUGCCCAGUGACGGAUACUACGACACAGUGGUUCGGGAGUUGGCCAUGUGGGACGCACCACCUGGGGGCUGGGAAGAGUUCGACAGGGCUUGGAGGCAUUCCAAAGAUGGCAAGACCAUGUAA